Molecule: messenger RNA, 1495 nt
Organism: Echinops telfairi (small Madagascar hedgehog)
Lineage: Eukaryota; Metazoa; Chordata; Mammalia; Afrosoricida; Tenrecidae
Gene: CCNA1
Product: cyclin A1
Exons: 8
Coding region: 68-1318 (416 amino acids)
Biological process (GO): mitotic cell cycle phase transition; regulation of cyclin-dependent protein serine/threonine kinase activity
Cellular component (GO): cyclin A2-CDK2 complex; cytoplasm; nucleus
Molecular function (GO): cyclin-dependent protein serine/threonine kinase regulator activity
Source: RefSeq, a predicted model, not a curated record
GAGUGUGCUAGGUCUGGGCUGAGCCCCCUGUCUGUACCCUACCCCAGCAGCUGGUGCAGAAGAGGCCAUGCGGCGCAGCGAUCCCAAGAGCGACGUGGUCCUGGAGCCUGUGGCCGCGGCACAAGAGGCCUGUCCAAUGGUCAGCAGGGUGCAGCUGGUCCAGGAGCCCCCACAGAGGACCGUGCUGGGGGUGCUCACAGAGAAUGGGCAGUUCCGGAGGGCCUGCGGCCAGGGGAUCGCAGCCUUCAGGUAUUUCUCUGGCCCAGAAAAUGCCUAUCCUGUUGCCGGCAAGAAGCCCCCUGACCUGGCCCUCCACAUGCCUCCCAAGCAUGGGUUCGACAUCUACAUGGACGACCCUGACCUGGGGGACGCGGGGUGCCAUGCCGGGUGCACGGAGGUGUACCAGGUGGGCCCUGCCUCCCACAGGUCAGACCUCCAUUUCCUGUUGGACUUCAGCACAGUGUCCCCAAUGCUGGUGGAGUCCUGCGUCCACUCGCAGCCCGAAGACUCCGUGCCUGAGCUGGGCUCCGACAUGAUCAACGUGACGGAGUAUGCUGAGGAGAUACACCAGUACCUCCGAGAGGCCGAACUGAGACACCGGCCCAAGGCACACUACCUGCGGAAGCAGCCGGACAUCACGGCGGGCAUGCGUGCCAUCCUGGUGGACUGGCUGGUGGAGGUGGCUGAGGAGUACAAGCUGUGUGCUGAGACACUCUACCUGGCUGUCAACUUCCUGGACCGCUUUCUCUCCUGCAUGUCUGUGCUGCGUGGCAAGCUGCAGCUGGUGGGCACAGCUGCCAUCCUGCUGGCCUCGAAGUACGAGGAGAUCUACCCGCCUGAGGUGGAUGAUCUUGUCUACGUCACCGACGACACCUACAGCAAGCGGCAGCUCCUGCGCAUGGAGCACCUGCUCCUGAAGGUGCUGGCCUUCGACCUGACCAUCCCCACCACCAACCAGUUCCUCCUGCAGUACCUGUGCAGGCAGGGGGUCUGCAUGCGCACACAGAACCUGGCCAAGUACGUGGCAGAGCUGAGCCUCCUGGAAGCUGACCCUUUCCUGAAGUACCUCCCAUCACUGAUCGCCGCCGCAGCCUACUGCCUGGCCAACUACACCGUCAACAGGCACUUCUGGCCAGAAACCCUGGCCGCGUUUACAGGCUACUCCCUGCAUGAGAUCGUGCCGUGCCUGAAUGAGCUGCACAGAACCUGCCUGGACAUGCCCCAGCGGCCUCAGCAGGCCAUUCGUGAGAAGUACAAGGCCCCAAAGUACCUGCAGGUGUCUCUCCUGGAGCCCCCCGCAGUGCUCCCUCUGCAGUGAGGCUGGACCUCUGCUCCCUGGGAUGCCGUCGCGGGCCUGAAGGUCAGCCCCUCAGAGGUCAAGGCAGAUGGGCGGCAAGACAGAUUCCUGUAAAUUUAUGUCUGGUUUCUUGGACUUAUAAUAUUAGCUUGUAAUAUAGUCUGACGUUUUAGGACCAGUAAAGAGCUUGCUUUGUGA